GUAUCUAGACAGAAAGCUAUAGUCUCUAAUCUGACAUCAUGAACUGGCUUUAUAUCCUUUUAUUGGCCCUUUGGUCAACUUUCAAUUCAGACACCACCUCCUUCCUCAUCUACAACGAGGACCACAACAAAUGCAUGCAUGCAGUGAAUGCUACUGUGGUACAGGCUGCACCAUGUGAUGCAUCAUCUAAGGCUCAGCAUUUCAAAUGGCUUUCCUCUUCACAAAUCAUCAGCCUCUCUUUUAAUCUCUGCUUGGGGUCAGAGAAGAUCAAAAACUGGGUCAAAAUUAUCCUUCUGCCCUGCAAUGAUAGCAGUCCAGUGCAAACCUGGGAAUGUAAACGUAAAUGCUUGUUUGGUUUAAAGGGACAACCACUGCAUCUGAACUAUGGACAUAAUGGAAGUGAUAUUAUGUUGUACACAGGAACAGGUGUUUGGAGUCACUGGCAGAUUUAUGUGACCAAAGAAAAUUUGUGUUCUCGUGGAUAUCAAGAUGUCCCAGUGCCCAACAUUACAGUGUUCAGGCAGAUGGAGGACAAAGAGUACAUGAUUGUCAUGUGUUUAUUUGGAAGGAGGCACAUUGAGAGCUCUUUCCACCUGUUCCUGGAGGGUGAACACAACUAUACCCUGAACAACCCACUGUGCUAUUCAAAUGAAAAGUGUGUGUUUGAAAUGAAAGUGAGUCCACCGGUUUCCUUCACCUGUGAGCACAAGAUUCAUUCUGUUGAGAGCCAUCAGAGUGAGACCUACACCUACAGCCCAUCUGUGCAACCCACUGACUCGAGCACACCAUAUUGCCAGACGCAGAAUUUUGCUGAAGGUCAUGAUGAGGAAGGAGUACCUUUAUUCUACAUUUGCUUUUUUUCCUUUAUUACUGUUGGUCUCUUCAUCAUGACUGCAGCAGUAAUUGUGACCACCAUCAGGAGCAAAACCAAAGGUUCAAUGAUUACUGUGACAGAUCAUGACUAUACUGAGGCAUAAGAGGGCAUCAGAGUUUCUGAAGAUAAAAGAACUGCAACCAAUCAAUUCACACUGAUCAAAUACAUUUCUGCAUGCUGAACUAUAAUACUAUAAAAUACUCUUCCGACAUUCAAGUAAAUUACCAAUUAUAUAUAUAUUUUUUAUCUACAUCUUAUUUUAUUUUAUUCACAAUGUACGACUAUGAAUUAAAUGUCUAUUCUCUACUGUUCUGGAAUAUUAUGCUGCUUUAGUCUUGAAAGUCUGUAUAGAAAAUAU
Messenger RNA from Labeo rohita (rohu), 1232 nucleotides. RefSeq lists its product as uncharacterized. NCBI's taxonomy places the organism in Eukaryota, Metazoa, Chordata, Actinopteri, Cypriniformes, Cyprinidae. The coding region runs from base 39 to 977 and encodes 312 amino acids. The transcript has 6 exons. The record is from RefSeq and is a predicted model, not a curated record.